Camellia sinensis is the source of this 639-nucleotide messenger RNA. The record is from RefSeq and is a predicted model, not a curated record. NCBI's taxonomy places the organism in Eukaryota, Viridiplantae, Streptophyta, Magnoliopsida, Ericales, Theaceae.
CAGAAUUGGGGAUAAUUGUGUUAGUUUGAAGUGUUUCUUUGCUUUAAAUUACUUUACAAUGCACUUGCUUAACCUAUCAAUGGUGUAUUACUCAAGUAGGUUUAGGAAAUAAUAUUAAAACCAAACUACUAACUCUUGUUGAAGCUGGUAAGAGAUUCUGUAUUCUUUUGACUCCAUAUGCAGAUUUCUGUAAAGGAAUGUUGUAAUGAGGUUGCACAGUGUGCAUUUGUUAUUGAUAAGAUCUUAGAAAUUACAUCUGAAGGUUCAUCUGCUAAGUGCUCUUAUGGCAAUAUUGAUGUUCUUUACCGGAGGCAGGUGUCGGGAAAAGUGUUUCAAGCAGCAUUCCGAGACAGGAAAAUACCAUUCAACAUUCAUGGUGUGGCCUUCUAUAGAAAAAAGGUAGUCAGAGCCAUAAUUGCUAUGCUUAGAACAACGUUGCCUGGUUGUGAUGAUGGUUCUUUUUGCCGAGUGUUCAAGGCUUUACAGCCUUUUGACAAAGAAGAGAAGAAAAAGGUCCAACAAAUUCAUAGAAAGAAGCAGCGUUUCAUUUCCCAAAUCAGAAACACACCCCAACAUGAGAUUCAAAAACUAUUUGACUGUCAGCUGAAUAUAUGUUUUGAGGAAUUGAUUACAUUGUAG